This is a messenger RNA of Colletotrichum spaethianum, 1005 nucleotides long. RefSeq lists its product as uncharacterized. The coding region runs from base 1 to 1005 and encodes 334 amino acids. The record is from RefSeq and is a predicted model, not a curated record. The transcript is spliced from 2 exons. NCBI's taxonomy places the organism in Eukaryota, Fungi, Ascomycota, Sordariomycetes, Glomerellales, Glomerellaceae.
AUGGGGUGGUUUGACGGCUGGUUCGGCUCCAGCGCGCCCGCGUCCGACGACCCGCUCAAGUCCCUCGACCCGAAGCUCCGCGAGUUCCUCGAGCGCGAAUCCCCAGUCAAGAUCCAGCAGCAGCAACAACAGCAAGCCCAAGACGCCCAGGACAAGGCUGGCCGGGCCGCAGAGGCCGUAGCGACGGCGGCGGCGCACGCAUACGCACAGUCACAGCAGCAGCAAGAGGAUGCCGCGGUAGCAGGGGACCCAUCGGCGGACCGGCCAAAGGUGCCCAAGGAGAGCCUGUUCCAGGACGGGCGGUAUGCUCACCUGUGGAAGACGUACCGCCCUUACUCGGAGAUCGAGGCCGAGACCAAGACGGACCACGAGAAGCUCAUGGACGUGCUGGACGGCUACAAGCAGCGGAAACACAACAUCGGCAAGGCAGCGCUCGAGAACUGCGCGAUCCAGCAGGAGGAGUGGGUGAACUGCAUGAAGAGCGGCGAAUGGGAGGACCGGCUACAGAUGUGUAGACAUCAGGUGCAAAAGUUCGAGAGGUGUUAUACGAUGCAGACGAGAUUCCUCAAGGCCCUAGGCUACCAAUCCGUCUACAACAGACCAGCGCAGGUGGAGGAAGACAUCCAGAUGCACGCGGAUCAGCUCUAUGCGCGCAUGUUCGAGCAAGAAAAGGCCAUCGAGGCAGCCAAGAAGGAGGGCCUCCCCGCGCCCAAGUUCGACCUCGCGAUACCCACGAUGCCCGCGGGCGCAGACCCCGCCGUCCCCGAGGUGAAGCCAAGACCGGACCUGGAGAAGUCGUGGAAGGAAAAGCUAGAGCAGCUGCCCGAGGCGGAGCGCGCGGCCGAGGAGGCGGCGCUGCGGGCGGACCUGCAGGCCAAGGCCGAUGUGGCCAAGAACGUGCAGAAGCUGUGGGACGAGCAGGAGAAGGAGAAGGAGAGGCGCAAAGCGGAGGGCAAAGCUACGAUUGUGGAUCGUAUCGCCGGGGCUUUUGGCGGUGGGAAGUGA